AUGUGUGGUAUCUUUGCUGCUUACAGAGUCGACGACAUCAAGACAUUCAAGCCAAAAGCUUUACAAUACUCAAAGAGAAUCAGACACAGAGGUCCAGAUUGGUCUGGUAACUUUGUUGCUAACAAGACCAUCCUAUGCCAUGAGAGAUUGGCGAUUGUUGGCUUGGACGCUGGUGCUCAACCAAUUGUCUCUCCGGAUGGCAGAUACUCUCUAGCUGUUAAUGGUGAAAUUUACAACCAUAUCAACUUGAGAAACGAAAUUAAGGAUUACGCCUUCAAAACCCUCUCUGAUUGUGAACCGAUCAUUCCCUUAGUCCAGAAGUACGAUAUUGAUGCUCCAAAGUAUUUGGACGGUAUGUUUGCUUGGGUUCUAUAUGAUAAACAGGAAGAUCGGAUCAUUGCAGCAAGAGAUCCAAUUGGUAUCACAACCUUAUACAUGGGUAGGUCUUCCAAGAACCCACAGGCGGUUUUCUUUGCCUCCGAACUCAAGUGCCUCACCGACGAAUGUGACGAAAUCAAGGCAUUCCCACCAGGCCAUGUCUACGAUUCAAACACCGACCAAAUCACCAGAUACUUCCAACCAAACUGGUGGGACGAAAACAGAAUCCCAACAGAAAAAUUGGACUUGAAGUUGGUCAAGGAAACUUUGGAAAUGGCUGUUAGAAAGAGAUUGAUGGCAGAAGUUCCUUAUGGUGUCUUGUUAUCCGGUGGUUUGGAUUCCUCUCUUAUUGCUUCAAUUGCCGCAAGAGAAACCCAAAAGGCUGCCCUUGCCGAACAGGACGUUGCAAUCGACGCUAACCACACUUUGACUGGUGUCGAUGCAAAGGGUAACUUAUCCUUUACCGGUUGGACUAAGCUUCAUUCUUUUGCAAUCGGUUUACCAGGUGCACCUGAUUUAAUUGCUGCUAAAAAAGUUGCUGAAUAUAUUGGUACCAUCCACCAUGAACAUACUUUUACAGUUGAAGAAGGUUUCGAUGCCUUAUCCGAUGUUAUCUACCACUUAGAGACAUAUGACGUUACUACCAUCAGAGCUUCCACCCCAAUGUACUUGUUAUCUAGAAAAAUUAAAGCUCAAGGUGUUAAGAUGGUGUUGUCUGGUGAAGGUUCCGAUGAAAUCUUUGGUGGUUAUCUUUACUUUGCUCAAGCUCCUUCUGCAGCUGAAUUCCAUACCGAGUGUGUCAAGAGAGUUAAGAACUUACACUAUGCUGAUUGCUUAAGAGCCAACAAAUCUACCAUGGCUUGGGGUCUUGAAGCUAGAGUUCCAUUCUUAGACAAGGAAUUCUUGAACGUCUGUUUGAACAUUGACCCAGAAAACAAAAUGAUUGAUCCAAAAUCAGGUAAAAUCGAAAAAUACAUUCUAAGAAAAGCCUUUGAUACUAAGGACGAUCCAUCUGCUAAACCAUACUUACCAGAUGAAAUCUUAUGGAGACAAAAGGAACAAUUCUCUGACGGUGUUGGUUAUUCUUGGAUUGAUGGUUUGAAAGACCUUGCUGAGAAGAUGGUCUCCGAUGAAGAAUUUGCUAACCCAAAACCAGAGUGGGCGGACGAUAUUCCAACCACAAAGGAAGCUUACUUUUACAGAUGUAAAUUCGACCAAUUGUUCCCUUCAAAGGCUGCUGCUUCUACUGUUAUGAGAUGGAUUCCAAAGGCUGAAUGGGGUUGCCAUGAAGAUCCUUCUGGUAGAUACGCCAAGAUCCAUGAAGCUGCAGUUGAAAAUUGA
Molecule: messenger RNA, 1719 nt
Organism: Pichia kudriavzevii
Lineage: Eukaryota; Fungi; Ascomycota; Pichiomycetes; Pichiales; Pichiaceae
Exons: 1
Coding region: 1-1719 (572 amino acids)
Cellular component (GO): cytosol
Molecular function (GO): asparagine synthase (glutamine-hydrolyzing) activity
Source: RefSeq, a predicted model, not a curated record